Molecule: messenger RNA, 3758 nt
Organism: Coregonus clupeaformis (lake whitefish)
Lineage: Eukaryota; Metazoa; Chordata; Actinopteri; Salmoniformes; Salmonidae
Product: solute carrier family 12 member 5-like
Exons: 26
Coding region: 270-3746 (1158 amino acids)
Biological process (GO): potassium ion homeostasis; chloride ion homeostasis; chemical synaptic transmission
Cellular component (GO): membrane
Molecular function (GO): potassium:chloride symporter activity
Source: RefSeq, a predicted model, not a curated record
GGUUGAUGUGAUGUGAUAGCUUUCUCAUCAUUCAAUAUCUCAUAUAAACGAACUAAACGCCGCGGUUUCCAAAUAUAAGACAGAGGGAAACUUGCUGUUGCUGUUCAAUAAUACUGGUGACAAUCACUUGGGUCGGUGAACAGCCCUCUUAAUAGCUGACAGGAGUGUCUGUCUGCAUCUGCAUCCUCGGUGAAUUCCUCCACCGGGUCGCCGCCAAGGCAGGAGACCAGCCGCUUGUCUCAACGUUGUGAGGUACCACCGGCGACACCAUGAGCCAGAGGUUUACAGUGACCGCCUUUUCCAAGAGCGACGUGUCAGACAUCCAGGGCGAGGUGAACCAACUGUUCGAGGGAGAUGAACCCACGCCGAGCUAUUCAAAUAAAGAGGUGUCUUUCAAUACCGAGGUGGUGGUCGUUCAAGGUGAUGGGAACCCCAAGGAGAGCAGCCCUUUUAUCAACAGUAGUGAUGCCACAGAGAAGAGCCUGCAAUACGAUGGCAAACAUAUGGCUCUGUUUGAGGAGGAGAUGGAGACCAGUCCCAUGGUGUCGUCUAUGCUCAGUAGUCUGGCCAACUACUCCAACCUCCCCCAGGGCAGCAAGGAGCACGAGGAGGAGGCCGACAAUGAGGACGAAGACAAAAAGAAGAAGAAACCUGUCAAGGCUCCAGCGCUGGGGACCCUGAUGGGAGUGUACCUCCCCUGCAUCCAGAACAUCUUCGGGGUGAUCCUGUUCCUGCGGAUGACCUGGAUGGUCGGCAUCGGAGGAGUCAUUGGCUCCUUCAUCAUCGUCUUCAUGUGCUGUUCCACUACCAUGCUGACUGCAAUCUCGAUGAGUGCCAUCGCUACCAAUGGAGUAGUGCCAGCUGGAGGAUCCUACUAUAUGAUCUCCCGUUCUCUGGGGCCUGAGUUUGGGGGUGCUGUGGGCAUUUGUUUCUACCUUGGGACAACGUUCGCUGGGGCCAUGUACAUUCUGGGGUCCAUCGAACUCUUACUGAUCUACAUCCUCCCCCAGGCGGCCAUUUUUAAGAUGGAGGGUCUGGAGGGGGCCGAGGCAGAGGCGGCCAUGCUGAACAACAUGCGUGUGUACGGCACCAUUGUGCUCAGUUUCAUGGCCACGGUGGUGUUCGUGGGGGUCAAGUACGUCAACAAGCUGGCCCUGCUUUUUCUGGCCUGCGUCAUACUCUCCAUCCUGGCCGUGUAUGCCGGAGUCAUCAAGACAGCCAUCGAACCGCCUGACUUCCCAGUCUGUAUGCUGGGGAAUCGCCCGCUGAUCUCCAAAGGGUUUGAUGUGUGCGCCAAAACACUGGAGAGUGGCAACGGCACAGUCACCACCAAGCUGUGGAAGAUCUUCUGCGAUACUCCCUUCCUCAACGCCACCUGUGACGAGUACUUUGCCAACAACAACGUGUCCUUCAUCCAAGGCAUCCCUGGGGUCAUGAGCGGCAUCCUCAAAGAGAACCUAUUUGGGAAUUACCUGGAGAAGGGCGAUCUGGUGACCAAGAUUGGGGUUGCGACCGUGGAGGGCCCCGAUGAAACUCUGACCAACUCUAACCGCUACGUCCUGGCCGACAUCACCAGCUUCUUCACCCUUCUGGUCGGCAUCUACUUCCCCUCCGUCACAGGGAUCAUGGCUGGAUCCAACCGGUCUGGAGACCUGCGUGACGCACAAAAGUCCAUCCCCAUCGGCACUAUCAUGGCCAUCACCACUACCUCAAUAGUGUACAUGUCCGCUGUGGUCCUGUUCGGUGCCUGUAUCGAUGGAGUGGUACUAAGGGACAAGUUUGGAGAGGGAGUCAAUGGCAACCUGGUCAUUGGCACCUUGGCCUGGCCAUCCCCGUGGGUGAUUGUAAUUGGCUCAUUCUUCUCCACCUGUGGGGCGGGGCUUCAGAGCUUGACGGGCGCCCCGCGUCUCAUGCAGGCCAUCUCCAGGGACGGUGUCGUGCCCAUCCUACGGGUGUUUGGCCAUGGGAAGGCCAACGGGGAGCCCACCUGGGCCCUGCUUCUGACCGCCUGUAUCUGUGAGAUCGGGAUCCUCAUCGCCUCCUUGGAUGCAGUGGCCCCCAUCCUCUCCAUGUUCUUUUUGAUGUGCUACAUGUUUGUGAACCUGGCCUGUGCCUUGCAAACCCUCCUGAGGACGCCUAACUGGAGGCCACGCUUCAAGUUCUAUCACUGGGCCCUGUCCUUCCUGGGCAUGAGUCUGUGUCUAUCACUCAUGUUCAUCUGUUCCUGGUUCUACGCCAUCGUUGCCAUGGUGAUCGCUGGCAGUAUCUACAAGUAUAUCGAGUUCCACGGGGCGGAGAAAGAGUGGGGUGAUGGGAUACGAGGCAUUUCUCUCAGCGCCGCCCGAUAUGCUCUGAUGAGGCUGGACGAGGGGCCGGCGCACACCAAAAACUGGAGGCCUCAGCUGCUGGUGUUGGUCAGUACGGAUGUGGAGCAGAAUGUGGAGCAGCCUCGCCUGCUCUCGCUGACCAACCAGCUGAAAGCGGGCAAAGGGCUGACCAUCGUGGGCACUGCCUUGGCAGGCACCUACCUGGAGAACCACCCCCAGGCCCAGCGAGCAGAGCAGUCUCUGCGUAAGCUGAUGGAGACAGAGAAGGUGAAGGGCUUCUGCCAGGUCACCAUCUCAUCCAACAUGCGCGACGCCACCUCCCAUCUGCUCCAGGCCAGUGGACUGGGCGGUCUCAUGCACAACACGGUCCUGGUCAGCUGGCCGCGCAACUGGAAGCAGGCUGACGACCACCAGACCUGGAGGGACUUCAUCGAGCUGGUUCGGGAGACCACAGCCGCCCACCUGGCCCUGCUGGUGCCCAAGAACAUCGCUGCCUUCCCGUCCAAUGGAGAGCGCUUCUCAGAGGGCCACAUUGAUGUGUGGUGGAUUGUCCAUGAUGGAGGCAUGCUGAUGCUGCUGCCUUUCCUUCUGCGCCAGCACAAGGUGUGGAGGAAGUGCAGGAUGCGCAUCUUCACCGUGGCCCAGAUGGACGACAACAGCAUCCAGAUGAAGAAAGACCUGACCACCUUCCUGUACCACCUGCGUAUCGAUGCCGAGGUUGAAGUGGUGGAAAUGCACGACAGCGACAUCUCAGCCUACACCUAUGAGAAGACCCUGGUGAUGGAACAGCGAUCGCAGAUCCUAAAACAGAUCAACCUGACCAAGACCGAGCGAGAGAGAGAGAUCCAGAGCAUCACAGACUCAUCCCGCGGAUCCAUCCGGCGCAAGAACCCGGCGGCUGCGACCACCCAGCUGAGUGUGACCGAGGAACAGCCCGGUGCGAGCAGCAAGGAGGAGGAGAAACCCGAGGAGGAGGUCCAGCUCAUCCAUGACAGCACCACCCCGGCCAGUCCCGCCACCCCGGCUACCCCCCUGACCCCGGCCAACGAGGGGGGUGCCCAGACCCCAGGGUCGGCCCAGGUCCAGAUGACCUGGACGGAAAAGGCUGAUGGUGAGCCGGCCAAGCCGCCUGGCGCCUCCACCCCGGAGGGCAUCAAAGACAUCUUCAACAUGAAGCCUGAGUGGGAAAACCUAAACCAGUCCAAUGUGAGACGCAUGCACACAGCACUGAGGCUGAACGGUGUCAUCGUGAAGAAAUCCUCAGAGGCCAAGCUGGUGCUCCUUAACAUGCCCGGGCCACCCAAAAACCGAGCGGGCGACGAGAACUACAUGGAGUUCCUGGAGGUCCUGACUGAAGGUCUCAACAGGGUUCUCCUGGUUCGCGGUGGCGGUCGCGAGGUCAUCACCAUCUACUCUUGAGAGCAGCCCCCC